UCUCCAUCCACAAGUUUGUCUGGAGCAAUUACAAUUGCCGAAGAGUUUCCUCCAUGGCUCCUGCCACAUCCCCCAUCUCUUUAUUUCUCCUCUUAUCCCUGGCCAUCAUGGCCUCGAGUGUUGCUACUACAGAGAAGCAGACCCACUUGCACUUCUACAUGCAUGAUGAUUAUAGUGGACCGAACCCAAGUGCCAUCAAGGUUGUGUCCGGACCCGCAUCAAAUCAAUCUGGUCCUCGCCAUUUUGGUGACAUGGUGGUGCUGGAUAACCUGCUCACAGAAGGGCCGGAUCCAGCGUCCAAGCCUGUGGGGAGGGCCCAAGGAUUUGGCGCGCGGGUGUCGCACAACGGUCUCGUGUCCCAGCUCUGCUUGACUGUUGUGCUCGAGGAGGGGGAGCACAAAGGCAGCACAAUCACGGCUGUUGGAAGGAUCCCCAUCGACCUACCGGUGAGGGAGUACCCCGUGGUUGGAGGAAGCGGCCAUUUCCGACUUGCCAGAGGCUACGUCUCCUCCCGAAGUUACGAAUACAACCUUGCCACCGGUGGCAUCAUAGAGAUCGACAUGUUUGUCAUGCACUAUUGAUCAUGUUACCACUAAUUCUCACUUAAAUAAAUGUAAUAUAAAAUUUAAGUUGGGGUUACAGACCAA
Elaeis guineensis (African oil palm) is the source of this 647-nucleotide messenger RNA. RefSeq names its product dirigent protein 2. The record is from RefSeq and is a predicted model, not a curated record. NCBI's taxonomy places the organism in Eukaryota, Viridiplantae, Streptophyta, Magnoliopsida, Arecales, Arecaceae.